Messenger RNA from Cyprinus carpio (common carp), 4666 nucleotides. RefSeq names its product MAGUK scaffold protein dlg2-like. Gene Ontology annotation, molecular function: kinase binding. The record is from RefSeq and is a predicted model, not a curated record. Lineage: Eukaryota; Metazoa; Chordata; Actinopteri; Cypriniformes; Cyprinidae. Gene Ontology annotation, biological process: chemical synaptic transmission. Gene Ontology annotation, cellular component: neuron projection; postsynaptic density membrane; neuromuscular junction.
AACCACAUGUUCCAUUCAACUUUCACCCCGAGAUCCAGGAACAAUACGGCGAUAACUAUUGGUCCGUGCAUGGGCCAACUGACCGAAUGAACGAACGCCAUUGGUGGACGCGCCCUGUCAAUCCCCGCGGGUCAACCCUCUCGUUGCUAGGGCGAAACUGGUGAUGAUGCUGCUGCUGCUGGUGGUGAUACUGCACCCACCGUAGACAGAGUCUGCAAACCAGCUUUGGCAAAAGAUGCCGUGAAAAUUCACAGAAAAAAUGACGGGAAAGGAGAUGAAGUUGUUCUUAACUGCAUUUCGGGACAUUUGACGAGGACCUUUGGUAUAUCUGCUCAGAUUGGCUUAAUUACAGAGACAAUUGUGGAGCCAUGCUUUAUCGGAAAGCUGGAUGAAACUUGCAGGUGUUUUCCGACAGGCGUCGCACCGACAGGCUGCUGUUUCACGGGGAAAAUACGUCCUGCCUUGUUUAGUCUUCUGUCUCUAGCUCGAGAUCUGGAUUUCACACACCAGUUUGCCUGAAUGGUUAUGGUUUUGCUUUUAAUUUUCUUUUUUUUUCUGUUCAAGGAUCGGAAUAUAAAACACAAGACACAUGUAGGCUACAGAACAAGUCGUUCUUGAAGAACUACUAGCAUGCAUCUUUUAACUGACACGGGCACGAGAUAGCAGGAUGUCAUGCUUAUGUAUUCAUCAAACUGUUGCUAGACCUCCAUAUUGACAGUUUAAGGAUUUAAAAUAAUGCUUGAUCAGCAUUUGUUGACUGAAUCUUAUCCAAAACAAGCCAUGCACUGGAGACUCUUUGUGAUUCAAUGUAUAUAGCCCUUUGGGGCAAAAACUAGUGGUUAGAUUUAGUUUAGAUAGUCACUGCGCCUUCAAUAUUUGUCAGGACUGUAUGGAUUGUGUUAUGGACAGCGGGACUGAAUUAUGUUUAUGUAGUUAAACACCAAAGGCAUUUAAGGAGUCAGUAGUUGCGCGAAUAUUCCAGCAAAAUAAUCAUCAGAGAGCUCAAUACCGAGAGUAUAUGGACACUGGAGAGCAGAUUUAUAUACACCAAGGUGCACUCGAUCACUAUCCACUCUUUCUAUUGGAUUAUGGAAUUAUUACUCAUGAGCGACAGUCAUGCACUCAGAAUGUGUUUUCUUCUGCAAGAUGUUUCGGCGCGUGUCUUUCCUUUUUAACUUGACAAUAACAAGCAACGACCCCGAGAGCUGCCAUUCUGUUCGCGUUUACAUCAUACAGUUUAUGGUUCACAUCUGCAUCAACGAAAUGAGUAGGAACUUGCUGCUUUAGCAGGUGACACUUUCUCAAAAACACUGUGACAGCAGAUGAAGGCGAAACUUUUGUGUUGCUGUUUCCACGCGUGACAACCCCACAAGGACAUAAAGGAGUAAUUAUGCCCUUAAGAAAACGAGACACGGCCAGGGCAAUAUGCCUCCUGGAGGACUACUGCUCCAAACUGAAGAAACCAGAGGAACAACAGCUCAAAGCUUCCAUCUUAAGAGUCAUGGGCAUUUUCAAAAGCAGUCUUUUCCAGGCUCUCAUAGUGGACGUGAGUUUAUGUGCCUCAAAUGGUGGUGGAAGCCAUGCCUCAAAUUGGAGGACUCUGGGUGAGGACUUUUGUCAGAGAGCGUUGGCUCUAAUCACAGAUAUUCAGGAGUUUUAUGAACUGACCCUGCUGAACUCUCAGAAGAGCUGUGAUCAGAAGCUGGUGGAGGUGAAUCAUAUGGCUGAGCAGUGGAAACAAACUGCCACCAACUCAACCUCACCCUCUGAGGGUCCUAGGCCAGCCUCCACACCGCCAGAGCUGAGAGAAGAGUGUCACAUGGAGCUAACCAUAGAGGAGCCUGCCGCAGGAAGCACCAAUACAGAGAACAGGCCUCCUGCAGUACAGGGCUCCCAGCCCCAAAGCCACUCUCCAGCAUGUAUGAACCCAGCCCUGAUGAGCUCCCCUUGGUACCGGUAUCAGGAUGAAGAUUCCCCUUCUCCGGAACAUGGCUUCCCGCGGCUCACCAAUGAAGUCCGAGCUCCGGAGCUGGUGCACGUAUCGGAGAAAAACCUCUCAGAAAUAGAGAAUGUGCAUGGCUACGUUUCCCACUCUCACAUUUCACCACUUAAGCCUGCGCUGGUUACCCGGUUUGAUCUAACAUACCCGGGGGUGACCGCAGCAAACUACCUGGCAAGUCCUGCCCCAAUUAUUGUCAACACGGACACUUUGGAAUCUGUACCAUACGUAAAUGGGACAGAAAUUGAAUAUGAAUUUGAAGAGAUUACAUUAGAGCGGGGUAACUCAGGGUUGGGGUUUAGUAUAGCAGGUGGUACAGAUAACCCUCACAUUGGCGAUGAUCCUGGGAUCUUCAUCACAAAGAUCAUCCCUGGAGGAGCGGCAGCUGAAGACGGCAGACUCAGAGUGAAUGACUGUAUUUUGCGUGUGAACGAGGCAGAUGUCUCGGAGGUGUCUCACAGUAAGGCAGUGGAAGCUCUGAAAGCGGCCGGAUCGAUUGUGAGGCUCUAUGUGCGCAGGAGGAGACCAAUGCUGGAAACCAUCACCGAAAUCAAACUCAUAAAAGGACCAAAAGGGCUCGGCUUCAGUAUUGCUGGUGGUCUGGGAAACCAACACCUCCCGGGUGAUAACAGCAUUUAUGUCACUAAAAUCAUUGAUGGGGGAGCUGCACAGAAGGAUGGACGGUUACAAGUUGGAGACAGACUGCUCAUGGUGAAUAACUACACUCUAGAAGAGGUGACCCAUGAAGAAGCAGUGGCCAUAUUGAAGAACACGUCAGAUGUGGUAUACCUAAAAGUUGGGAAAACCACUAGUGUCUAUCUCUCAGACCCCUAUGGGCCGCCGGAUAUUACACACUCAUUCUCACCCACUAUGGAAAAUCAUAUCUCUUCCCCUGGUAAUAACGGCACUCUGGAAUAUAAGUCCAGUCUUCCGCCCAUCUCCCCCAGCCGAUAUUCCCCCCUGCCCAAGCACUUGCUGGGGGAAGAGGACAUUAACAGGUUGGAUGGUUUUUCCUUCCUACGAAAUCCUUCGUUAGAUGAGAUGGAAGGUCACAGGUUUGAUUCCCAGCACUUCCAGUUGAGGCCUCCAGAGCCAGUUUACAGCACUGUGAACAAACUGAGUGACCGCGCCCCCUCUCCCCGUCUCUACUCCCCCGUGGAGUUUGAUAAAAGCCCCAUGCACUCAAUCCCCCACUUCCCACACUAUCACGCAGGCCUGCUCCCUGACUCCGAGAUCACCAGGGAGCCCAGGAAGAUUGUUCUGCACAAGGGCUCGACUGGACUGGGCUUUAACAUCGUAGGAGGAGAAGAUGGAGAAGGCAUUUUCGUCUCCUUCAUACUUGCAGGAGGGCCCGCAGACCUCAGCGGAGAGCUGCGGAGAGGAGACCAGAUCCUAUCCGUUAAUGGAAUCGAUCUGCGAGGUGCCACUCAUGAACAAGCUGCAGCUGCAUUGAAAGGAGCGGGCCAGACGGUAACCAUCAUCGCCCAAUACCGGCCCGAGGAACUUGCCCUGUGCUCCCCACGCCGGGCCCCGCCACCAACUGCAGAAUACGGGCGUUUCGAGGCCAAGAUUCAUGACUUACGAGAGCAGAUGAUGAACCACAGCAUGAGUUCUGGAUCGGGAUCCCUCAGAACCAAUCAAAAACGCUCGCUCUAUGUCAGGGCUCUAUUUGACUAUGAGAGGGCAAAGGAUAGUGGGCUGCCCAGUCAGGGUCUCAGUUUCCGAUAUGGAGACAUCCUCCAUGUUAUCAAUGCAUCUGAUGAUGAGUGGUGGCAGGCCAGGAGAGUGACGCCUGAAGGGGACAGUGAGGAGAUGGGCGUCAUCCCCAGCAAGAGGAGGGUGGAGAGAAAAGAGAGAGCCCGUCUGAAGACAGUUAAAUUCAACGCAAAACCCGGUAGCCUCGAUUCUAAAGGGGACAUCUCUGGAAUAGGGGAGGACGGGUACGGAGCAAAGACACUGAGGAGUCAAGAGGAACUGAUCCUCUCAUAUGAGGCUGUCAUCAGACAAGAGAUUAAUUACGCCAGACCGGUUAUAAUCUUGGGGCCCAUGAAGGAUAGAAUCAACGAUGACCUCAUUUCUGAGUUCCCGGAGAAGUUUGGAUCAUGUGUGCCACCGGCUAACAGUUCUGAUCAAGAAGAUACGACCAGAGCAAAGCGGGAUUAUGAAGUGGAUGGGAGAGAUUAUCACUUUGUGCCCUCACGAGAGCAGAUGGAGAAAGACAUCCAAGAGCACAAGUUCAUUGAGGCUGGACAGUACAAUGACAAUCUGUAUGGAACCAGUGUACAGUCUGUCAAAUACGUGGCUGAGAGGGGAAAGCACUGCAUACUUGACGUGUCUGGGAAUGCGAUAAAACGACUACAAGUAGCACAACUCUACCCCAUUGCCAUCUUUAUAAAGCCUAGAUCCAUCGAGUCCUUAAUGGAGAUGAAUAAAAGGUUGACAGAGGAACAGGCCAAAAAGACAUACGACCGUGCCAUGAAACUGGAGCAGGAGUUUGGCGAGUAUUUCUCAGCGCUAGUUCAAGGAGACACACUAGAGGACAUUUAUAGCCAGUGUAAGAUAGAGAAACAGUAACAGUCUGGACCUUACAUCUGGAUUCCCUCAAAAGAAAAAAAAAAAAAAAAAAAAAUUAAUAAUCACCUUACCCUGGCAGGGACCUUGGACUGG